Molecule: messenger RNA, 28241 nt
Organism: Ornithodoros turicata
Lineage: Eukaryota; Metazoa; Arthropoda; Arachnida; Ixodida; Argasidae
Gene: bent
Product: twitchin-like
Exons: 134
Coding region: 210-27449 (9079 amino acids)
Biological process (GO): protein phosphorylation
Molecular function (GO): protein binding; ATP binding; protein kinase activity
Source: RefSeq, a predicted model, not a curated record
CGUGUCUCUCCGUUGAGCCGCGGUGCCGCGUGCAACCGGCUGUCGAUCACGCAACGUAGCUAGUCUCCACGGGACGAGGAGUGGUCAGCCCCUUUCUGGUGUAUCCGUGUUGUGUGCCCGUGAGAUUGUGAAUGUGCGCGAAGAUAGCGUUCGAUACGAGAUAUUUUUCGAUAACGAAAGCGGAGCAUUGAGCGAGCGAGCGACCGGCCAUGGGAGUGCUCCCUACCGAGUCGGAGGCUCGCGCGCCGUCCUUCUUGGACAAGCCGACGGUUCGCCAGGAAGAUGACGGCAACCGAAUUGUGUUCGAGUGUCACAUGACCUCCUGUCCCCGACCCGAGGUGACGUGGAUACGGGACGGACACAAGGUGGAGGACGACCUUCGGACCUCGUCGCGGCUCGUCGAAGUGGAACCCAACAAGUACCACGCUUCUCUGGAGAUUAACGACGUCUUCGAGAAGGACAGUGGGCUGUACACCAUCACGGCCAAGAACAGAGAGGGGGAGGUCAGCUCGUCGCUCAACCUCAACUUCACCCCUGCGGAUCAACCACACGAUGAGCAAAUCGACGGCAUUGCGCCGACAUUCGCCAAGAAGCCGACGAUACGGCAAGAAGACGAUGGAGAGAGGCUUCUGUUCGAAUGCCGAAUUCUUGCCGAUCCGCAGCCCCAGAUUUCCUGGGCACACAAUGGAACUCCAGUUGAGGCCAAAGGGAGGUUUAAAGUGUUCGUCGAGAAGGACGGCAACUCCUACAGCGCGACGUUGCAGAUCGAUGAUGUGACGGUUGAGGACGCUGGAAAGUACAAGGUAACCGCAAAGAACGAGCUCGGAGAGAGCAACGCUACGAUAGCCCUCAAUUUCGACAGCGACGACCUUGGCGACGAAGGCGCAAAGCCUACGUUUGUAGAAAAACCUGUCAUUAAGCAGUCAGACGACGGGAAGAAAAUCAUUUUCGAAUGUCGGCUAAUAGCGGAACCUACGCCAAAGAUUGAAUGGUUCCUCAAAGGCAAACCAGUGAAGGAGGGUCCCAGGCACAAGUACACCAUAGUAUCUGAAACGCACAACCACACAGUGUGCUUAGAAGUGUCCAAUGUCAAAUCGGAGGACGGCGGGGAAUACAAGGUCGUGGCCACCAAUGAGCAUGGUGACGGCCAUGCCACCAUCACGCUUAACUUUGAAGACUCGGGAAAGCCAAAAAUACCCGAGGGCAAGGCGCCCCGUUUUCCAAAGAAGCCGACCAUACGUCAGGAAGGCGACUCCUUGAUCCUAGAAUGCAUCCUGGAGGCUCACCCAUUCCCAGAGAUCGGCUGGUUCUUGGGAGCCAAACAGAUAGCCGAUGGGGCUCGCCACAAGAUGGCCAAGAAAGAGCUCUCCAAGCACACUUACCUGCUCUCGCUCGAAAUUAGGGACCCAACGACUGAGGACGGCGGAAGCUAUCGGUGCAACGCUGCAAAUGAGCUGGGCGACAGCAAUGCAAACAUCACGCUCAAUUUACAAGGAGCAGAGCCUAGCAAGAAAGGUGAUGCCCCUUCGUUCACACAGAAGCCUAAAAUCAUUCCAAAGGACUCCGGAGCUCUGAUCUUGAUGGAGUGCCACGUGAAGUCGAAAUCUGCCCCCGAAUUCACGUGGUACCACGACACGACACAGCUCAAAGAGGAUGCACAUUUUAAGUUCAAAAUGGUCAAGGAGAAGGAAGAAGAGUACCUAAUUGUUCUCGAAAUUAGGAACCCCGGAAAAGAUCACGGUGGUGCAUACAAGUGUAAUAUCCGUAAUGAACACGGCGACAUCAACGCUAAUUUGAAUCUCAAUAUUGCCGGUGCGGCUGCCCCAACGGGCACGGCGCCUUCUUUCGUGGAAAAGCCCCAAAUCUCUGCCGAGAGAGAUGGAAAGCUCAUUAUCAUGGAAUGCAAGGUGAAGGCAGAUCCUCGUCCCACAAUCACGUGGUACAAAGAAGGAGCCGUCGUCAAAGAGUCCAGUCGUAUCAAGCAGACGGUCAGGGAAGAGAAGGACGUCUACCACAUCCGCCUCGAACUCACGGAUCCUGAAUUUGCGGAUGCCGGCAUCUACAAGUGCAAUGUCAAGAACUCAGCUGGAGAGAGCAACGCUAAUCUCACUUUGAACAUUGAACUGGCUCCUGUGAUCAAGGAACGACCCAAGGUUGUCCGCCGGGAGCAGCAACGAACCAUCGUGAUCGAGUGUCACGUGCAGUCGGCCAACCAACCGGAGGUCGUCUGGUACAAGGAGAACACGCAGGUGCGUGAGGACACCCGUCACCAGGUGCGCAUCAAGCAGGUGUCUGCGGGAGAGUUCGCGGUCGCCCUGGAAAUUGACAAGCCUGCAGAUCAGGACAAGGGUGUCUACAAGCUCAUGGCAAAGAACACCAAGGGAGAGGCUGCCUCACAGACGGUGACAGUUGAGUUUGAAGAAGAGAAGAAAGAAGUAAAAAAGAAAGAGCCAGAAAAGAAAGAAGAGCCUAAGCCUAAAGGAGAGAAGCCAAAGGUGGUUGAGGCACUCAAGUCGCAGACGGUCGAGAAGGGCAAGUCCUGCGAGUUCACCUGCGUCGUCGAGUCGACCACCAAGACGACGGUGCAGUGGAUAAAGAACAAGCGUACAGUUCGUGAGACCAGGGAUAUCUCGACCCAGUUUGAUGGCAAGAUAGCGAAACUGGUGUUCAGCAACGUAACAGAGGAUAUGGCUGGAGAAUACACUGUGGAACUCAGCAACGAAUUCGGAAAGUCUGAGUCGUCUGCGGAGCUCACAGUCAAGGAGCCUCCCAAAAAGAAACCCGAGGAGAAGAAGCCCGAAGAAAAGAAAAAAGUGGAAGAGAAAAAAGUGGAAGAGAAAAAGGUUGAAGAAAAGAAAGUGGAAGAGAAGAAAGUCGAGGAGAAAAAGGCUGAAGUCAAGAAGGUUGAAGAGAAGAAAGCUGAGGUCAAGAAGGUUGAGGAGAAAAAAGUGGAAGAGAAGAAAGCUGAGGUCAAGAAGGUUGAGGAGAAAAAGGUUGAAGAGAAGAAAGCUGAGGUCAAGAAGGUUGAGGAGAAAAAAGUUGAAGAGAAGAAGGCCGAAGUUAAGAAGGUCGAAGAGAAGAAAGUGCCUGAGAUCAAGAAACCUGAAGAAAAGAAACCAGAAAAGAAAGAAGCAAAGCCUCCAGAAAUCCUUCCACAGCGUAAAGGUAGCAAAAAAGUUGAGCCUAAACCUGGUCCUCCAGAGGUGCCCCCUGCAGAAAAGCCUGCAGUUGUAGAACCUGCACCCACCUCCGCUGUAGAGUCCAAAGAAGAACCCAGUGAACCGCCAUCAAAGAUUGCUCGUAGGGUCUCUGAAGCCAAGGCUGAGCCUGAGCCCGAGGUUAAGCCAAAGACAAGACCAGAGCCAAAGCCCAUAUCGCCACGUAGGCCAUCCACAGCUAAAGCUGAACCGGCUCUUGAGGCAAAGCCAAGCGAGCCUAAGGUUGAAGCUAAGCCUGAACCAGAACCUGAAACAAAGCCAAAGGCAAGGCCUGAACCGAAAGCAGUGUCACCUCGAAGACCAUCUGCAACGAAAGUUGAACCAGCCACGGAUGAGAAACCCAGUGAGCCACCAACAAAAAUUGCUCGUAGGGUGUCUGGUGCUAAGGAUGAAUCGAAGCCUGAACCCAUGCCUGAAAAACGAGAGCUCAAGCCAGAGCCUCGUGUUGAACCUGAGCCCAAACCCAAGGCUGAACCAAAGACUGUGUUACCACGACGACCUUCCAAAGCGAAAGCUGAACCCACUACAGAACCAAAACCAGAGGUUGAGCCAGAGCCUCAACCUAAACCUGAAGCCAAGCCCAAGGCGGAGCCAAAGGCUGUGUCACCGCGACGUCCCUCCGAGCCAAAGGUUGAACCUGCCGCUAAACCCCCUGAACCCCAGAUCGAGCCCAAACCUGUCGAACCUGCACGAAGAGGCUCAAGGUUAAGACCCGAACCUGAAAAAGCCUCUGAACCUGUCCUUACUCCAAAACCCGACCUUAAGCCAGCAGAACCAGAAGUAACGCCCACAAGGAAACCCGCCCCUGAAGUCCCUGCCCCUGCCAUACAGCGCCCCAAAUCUCCGUCGCCUCCACCAGGAGAAUACCCGGCACCCCUGAUUCGAGACCUAGUCCCCCCUCCCCCAACUCCAGCACCAGUCGCCCCACUGGAUUCUCUCAUUGAACGCCACGUCAGCCCGCCAUCCCACGAACCCCAACGCGCUGUCUCUCCGCAGCCUCAACGAAAAUACACCCGUUCCCUAUUAGGCUUUAGGCUGAGGUCUCAGCCUUCCGAGAGAAGGGAGAGCUUGCGUUCAGCCUCUCCCGAGGAGUCCGACGAGGAAGCGAGCAUUUCCGAGCCAGCGAAGGAGCCAUCGCCUCCGAGGAAGCCGUCGCCUCCGAGAAAGUCGUCCGUACCGACAAUAAUGGUCGACGACACCACCAGAAAGCCACGCAAGAAGGACAGUAUCCCCGAGAUAUCGAUCAAGGACAUUGAGGAAGAAGUUGUGGAAAAGAAGCCCAAACCCAAAAUGAAGAAAAUUCAAAGGGCGGGUUCACCCGAGAAAAAGGUCGAAGAGCAGCCAAAGGGCCGGGAGCGAAGGAGUUCGGUUUGCACAGCAAUGGACGCGUCCGUUGCUGCGGAGGAACUGAAGAGGUUGAAUCCCGAAGCGAAGGUCAUGAUCCAAGGAGUGACACUCACAGUGGACGAGGCCGAAAAAAUGCUAGAGAAAGGCCUCCUCGUGGACGAAGCUGGCAAAGUGAAGAAGCUCCGACCCGGUGAAGUGGUAGAGGUUCGUCAACGACGUCGCUCCAGCAUUGACCUCAGACGUGCUAGUGUAUCCGAGCUCCAAGACAAGGUGGAGAAGGAAUCCACCCCAUUGAGGCCCAUACCAGAAACCGAAGAAGGACCUCCCAUUAUCGUCGACUACCAGGAAAAUGUUUCUGCCCUCGAAGGAGGCACAGCCUACCUAUCAAUACAGGUGGAAGGCAACCCUGUGCCACAGUUCCGUUUCUACAAAGGCGUGGGAGAAAUCUACGAGGGUGGUCGCUACCAGGUGAUGACGGACGGAGAGACAAACACGGUCUGCUUUUGUAUUCGCAAAGCAAAAUCCACCGAUGAGGGUAAAUACAAGGUAGUGGCCUACAACAAGCACGGCGAGGACUCUGUCAACAUGAGCCUCUUCGUUAGUGACGAGAGCGGAAUGGAUUUCCGUGCUAUGCUGAAGCACAGACAAUAUGCAAAGUGGGGCAUGCACAAGGGAGAUCCAGACUGGCAACUUAAGGCAAAAGAAGAAGAAAAUGAACUGGCAAACCUUCGAAAGAAGAAACCAGACGCAUUCAUCCAGCCAUUGGAGAAUGUGCACGUGAAGGAAGGCCUCGACAAGCAGGCCCGCUUCCAAGCCGUCUUCUCCAAGAGCGGCAUCAAGGGCAAAUGGUUCCGAAACCGACAGGAAAUCUUCUUGGGCAAGAAGUUCCACAUGACAAGCCAGGGCGAUCUGCACGUCCUGGAGAUCAUGAACCCAACCGUGGACGAUGCCGGAAGAUACACGCUUACCUGUCUGGACACAAGCUGCGCUGCCAUGCUGGAAGUCGACGACCCUGACCCAGUGUACAAGUUUGUCAAGAAACUGCCGCCACGCACGGAACAGUUUACCAUGAAGGAACUGGUGCUCGAAUGUACCUGCAACAGUCACAAGGCUCGCGUGCAGUGGCUGAAGGACGGGAAGAAGAUUGCGACGAGUGACAAGUAUCUAGUAGAGCAAGAUCAGUUUGGAAAGAAGAUCUUGAGAGUCUUAAAUUGUACCUUGGAAGACACUGGUGAAUACAUGUGCAAGAUCAGUCCAGAAGAACUAACCAAAACCAAAGUGACCAUAGCAGAACGACAGUUCCAGUUCAUGAAGGGACUGAAAAGCUUCAAGAUCAAUGAACAGGAGACCAUCACUCUCGAAUGUGAAGUCGAUGAAUGGGAAGCACCCGUUCAGUGGUUCAAGGACGGCAAGGAGAUCAAGAGUGGCAAACACCUAGAAAUCACGGCAGAAGGCCGAAAACGCCGCAUCUUCAUCAAGUCAGCCAAAGUCACCGACGAAGGCCAUUACACCUGCAAGACGAAUGCAGACGAAACAACCGGAGAACUUCUGGUCGAACCGGCCAACAAGUUCAACAAGAAGCUGAAGGACGUGACAGCGCUGGAACGUGAACAAGCCAUCCUGGAAGUGGAGUUCCUGGACCGCUAUGCCCCUAUUAAGUGGUACAAGAACGGCGAAGAAUUCAAGCCCAACGAGAGGGUGAACAUGAGGACGACUGACGAUGGAUGCCAGCAGCUCGUUUUCACAAAGUGUGAAAUGGAAGACGAUGCUGAAUACACGGUCGAGUGCAAGGAUCUCAAGUGUUCCGCCAGGCUGACAGUCAAUGAAGCUGAAAAGGCUCCGGUGCUCAAGCUGGACAAGACCAACUUCACUGGUGACACUGGCAAGCCAUUGGUAAUUGAAAUUCCCUACCAAGUUACCGGUGUACGAACGUCGGAUGUCGUACCCAAGCUGCUGCGCAACGGACAGCCGGUACCUAGGAACGAGAUUGACAUGGCCGUAAAGAACGAUAUGGUGGUUCUAACAUUCCGUAAGCCCGUUCGAGGCUCCACCGGCCCAUACGAAUUCAGCCUCAGCAACUCUCAGGGCGAAGCCAAAGUUCCUCUCAACAUCAACAUCCUGGAUGUGCCAUCGGCACCAGAAGGACCUCUGGAGGUCACGGACAUCUACAGGGAUCGCUGUAAGCUCAAAUGGAAGCCACCCAAGGACACUGGCGGCGUCCCGCUCCAACAUUACGUUGUGGAACGACAAGACCUGGGAGCCCGUGGUGGCUGGACCGAAGUCCUCACCACCGAGAACACGUCCGUGGACGUCAAGGACCUCACUCCGAAGAAGGAGUACAAGUUCCGCGUGCGCGCGGUCAACAAAAAGGGAGCGUCGGAACCUCUGACUGCAGAAAAGACUACGUUAGCCAAGGAUCCUUACGAUGAACCGUCCAAGCCCGGCUCUGUCGAGGUCACCGACUGGGACGCGGAUCGCGUUGACCUGAAGUGGGAGAAGCCAGAGAAGGAUGGUGGCGCCCCCAUUGAAGCUUACAUUAUUGAAUACAAGGACAAGUUCUCAAAGGACUGGGUCGAAGGCGCGAGAGUUGGAGCCGAUAAGACAAAGGGACGUGUGGCCGACCUCAAAGAGGGAGUCCAGUAUGAGUUCCGCGUCCGCGCUGUCAACAAGGCUGGUCCUGGUGAACCCAGUGACCCGACAAAGCCGGUUGUCUGCAAGCCAAGAUUUGUCAAGCCUUACAUCCUUGGAGACGGCCUAAAGAGCAUCAUGAUCAAGAAGGGAGGAACCAUCAAGUAUGACAUAGACUUUAAGGGUGAACCACCUCCGGAAGUCACCUGGGAACAAAACAGCAAGAAGCUUGUGUCCAGUCAGAGGACAACCAUCGAGGUGACAGACAAGUCUACCUCGUUGCUCACCAAGAACGCUGUCCGUGCUGACAGCGGUAGAUACACAUUGAAAUUGACCAACAGCAGCGGCACGGUCUUUUCUGAGGCUGAUGUCGUCGUCUUGGACAAACCCACAAUGCCUGGAGGGCCUCUGUUGAUUGACGAAGUCCGUGCGGACCACGUCGACCUGUCCUGGAAGAAACCGUCGGACAGUGGCGGCUCUGACCUUAAGGGCUACGUCAUCGAAAAACUGGACACGGAGAACGACAGGUGGAUACCCGCCGGAGAAGUCGGCCCUAACGACACGAAAGCCCGAGUUGACGGCCUCACCAAGGGCAAGAAGUACAAGUUCCGCGUCAAGGCAGUGAACAAGGAAGGCGAAUCUGAGCCGUUGGAAAUUGGGGAGCCCGUCGUGGCUAAGAAUCCCUACGACGAGCCCGGCAAACCUGGAGUACCAGAGAUCGUGGACUAUGACAACACUAAGGUGGACCUGAAAUGGGAGAAACCAAAGAAUGACGGUGGCCGUCCCAUCCUACACUACGUUAUCGAAAAGAAGGAGAAGCACAGUCCAGACUGGGAAGAAGCCCUCAAGACUCCGGGCGACGUCUGCGAAGCAACUGUCAAGGACCUCAAAGAGAACACUGUCAUGCAGUUCAGAGUCCGUGCCGUCAACAAGGCCGGUGUUGGUGAACCUAGCGAUCCGACAUCCAAUCACAUCGUCAAGCAUCGCAACUUGAAGCCACGCAUCGACCGGACAAACCUGAGAAACGUGAUGUUGAAGGUGGGCCGAUCGCACACUUACGAAGUGGACAUCAUCGGCGAGCCUCCGCCGGAAGUGACGUGGACCUUCAAUGACUCUCACAAGUUGAGCGAUGACGAACACACCAAGAUUGAGAACAAGGACUACCACUCUGACUUCUCGGUCACCAAGGCUCUGCGCAAGCAGUCCGGAAAAUACACCAUUACGGCCACCAACCGAAAUGGUCGAGACUCCGUUUCGGUCGAUAUUACCAUCCUUGGCAAACCGGACAGGCCUGAAGGUCCUCUGGAAGUGAAGGACGUCCACAAGGAAGGCUGCAAGCUGAAGUGGAACAAGCCCAAGGACGAUGGGGGCGUUCCGAUCCAACAUUACGAGGUGGAGAAGUUGGAUAAAGAGACUGGACGCUGGUCUCGUGUAGGGAAGACUGACAAGCCGGAAAUCGAAGUGUCUGGCUUGACACCGAACAAGGAAUACCUGUUCCGUGUUACUGCGAUCAACGAGGAAGGCGAAUCGGAACCUCUCGAGACCCUCCAAGGGACUGUUGCGAAGAAUCCGUACGACGAGCCGUCGAAGCCUGGCACUCCGGAACUUACGGACUACGACAACACGAGUGCGGACCUGAAGUGGGAACCUCCCAAGAGCGACGGAGGAGCUCCCAUCGAGAAGUACGUUGUGGAAAAGAAGGAUCGUUUCGGCACAGAGUGGGAGAAGGCCGUUGAAGUUCCUGGCAACAAGCCGGAGGCUAAAGUCACGGGUCUUAAGGAGAGGAGCGAAAUCCAGUUCAGAGUCGUUGCCAUCAACAAGGCUGGUCCAAGUGAACCCAGCGAACCUACUAAGAUGCACGUGGUUAAACACCGUAAACUGAAGCCUUACAUAGACCGAACCAACCUGGACCCACUCAUGGUAAAGAAAGGCAAACCCGUUCGUCUGGACGUUAAUGUUAGGGGUGAGCCACCGCCGAAGAUUACAUGGAAGUUGAAGGACAAGGUGGUGGAGACCAAGGACAAUGUUGAGGUCAUCAACGUUGACUACAAUACCAAGCUCAGCAUCACCGACUCACAAAGAAAGGACAGUGGAAUGUACACUAUCAUUGCUGAAAAUGAACAUGGAAAGGAUGAAGCCGACGUUGAAAUUGUUGUGUUGGCGGCUCCCACUCGCCCUGGUGGACCUCUGAAGGUGUCCGACGUCACCGCCAAGGGCUGCAAGCUCAAAUGGAACAAGCCAGAUGACAACGGUGGCAAGCCGAUCCAGGCGUACGUCGUGGAAAAGAUGGACACCAAGACUGGCACCUGGGUGCCAGUCGCACGCGUGGAUCCGGACGAGACCGAGUGCCCAGUCACGGGACUGAUUCCAGGCAAGGAGUACCAGUUCAGAGUCAAGGCAGUGAAUCCCGAAGGAGAGUCCGAGCCCCUUGUCACUGACUCUCCCGUACUCGCAAAGAAUCCUUAUGACGAACCCACAAAGCCUGGACAACCGGAAAUUGCCGACUAUGACGAAAAGCACGUGGACCUCAAGUGGGAUCCUCCCAAAAGCGAUGGCGGUGCUCCAAUCACUGGAUACAUCGUCGAAAAGAAGGACCGUCUCGGCGGCAACUGGGAACCAUGUCUGGAGACUACCGGCUCCAAGCCAGAAGCCAAGGUGGAAGAUCUGGUUAAGGGGCAGCAGUACCAGUUCCGUGUACGGGCAGUGAAUAAGGCAGGACCCAGUGAAGCUAGCGAGCCUACAGGAAUGCACCUCUGCAAGGAACGCUUCCUGGCACCAAAGAUCAUACGGGACACACUGCAGAACAUCACAGUACGAGCAGGUCACCUGGCCAAAGUCAAUGCAGAGGUCAUCGGUGAACCACCUCCAAAGACGACAUGGGUGUUCCAGAGCAAAGAGCUGGAACCCACAGAUAAGGUGAAGAUUGAGGACCAGGAUUACAAGACAUUCCUCUGCAUCACCAACAUUACACGCAAGAACUCUGGAAAGUACACUCUCAAAGCAGAGAACUCUUCAGGAAAAGAUGAGGCAUCUAUUGAGAUCUUGGUUCUUGACAAACCAACGAGGCCUGAAGGCCCACUAGAUGUAACAGAUGUUGAUGCCAAGGGCUGUAAGCUGUCCUGGAACAAGCCCAAGGAUGAUGGUGGCCUGCCACUAGAAGGUUACCAAGUGGAGAAGAUGGACACAGCGACGGGCCGCUGGGUGCCUUGUGGAAAAGCCGACAAGGACACCACUGAACUGAAGAUUUCCGGCUUGGAGCCCGGAAGAAAGUACCAAUUCAGGGUCAAGGCAAUCAAUCCUGAAGGAGAAUCGGAGCCUCUGGAGACAGAGAGGAGCACUCUUGCAAAGAAUCCUUAUGAUGCCCCUGGAGCGCCAAGCAUGCCUGCCAUCAAGGACUACGACAAGGACUUUGUGGAGCUCAAGUGGGACCCUCCAUUGAACGACGGUGGAGCCCCCAUCACUGGGUACCAAAUCGAGAAGAAGGACAAGUACAGCGACAACUGGGUUCCCUGCGCCGAAGUUAUUGGUAAUGUUCCUGAAGGAAAAGUCAAGAACCUGCAGGAAGGCGACAAGUACGAGUUCCGCGUGCGUGCUCUCAACAAGGCUGGUCCCGGUGAACCGAGUGACGCAACCGCUCCACAUCUCAUGAAGCACAAACACCUGAGACCACGUAUCGACCGCACAAACCUGCGCAACAUGAUGGUCAAGGUUGGGCAGUCCAUCAACUUCGACGUCGACGUCAUCGGCGAACCGCCCCCGAAGGUGGAAUGGUUCCUGGAGAACCGUCCGGGAGAGCUCCAGUCCGACGAGGUGUACCGCAUCGACAACGUGGACUACAACACAAAGUUCUUCCUCCUGCGCGCCACACGCAAGGAGAGCGGCAUCUACCACAUCAAGGCCACCAACGAUUCAGGAUCGGAUGAGGCAACGGUGGAGAUCACAGUACUGGGCAAACCGUCGAAGCCAGAAGGCCCACUAGAGGUCUCCGAUGUGCGCAAAGAUGGCUGCUCUCUGAAAUGGAAGCCACCCAAAGACGACGGCGGAUCUCCCAUCGAAUGCUACGAGGUUGAGAAGAUGGACGAAGAGUCGGGACUCUGGGUUCCAGCUGGAAGAACCACAGAGCCCCAGUUCGAGGUCAAGAACCUGCAGCCUGGCAAGAAAUACAAGUUCCGUGUCCGCGCUUGCAACAAGGAAGGGGACUCGGAAGAGCUUGAGACUGAAACUGGCACACUGGCUAAGAAUCCAUUUGAUGAACCAGGCAAGCCAGGAAGACCAGAACCCACCGACUGGGACACAGACCAUGUCGACCUCCAGUGGUCGGCACCGCAGUCAGACGGUGGGACUCCCAUCACGGCUUAUGCCGUUGAGAAGCGCAAGAAGGGUUCACACAAGUGGCAGAAGGCCAAGGAAGUGCCAGGGAGACAGACCACAGCUACGGUCGAUGACUUGGAAGAAGGCGAGGAAUACGAGUUCCGCGUCAUUGCCAUCAACAAGGAAGGUCCCAGCGAGCCCAGCGACGCCUCCCGACCCGUUGUUGCCAAGCCCAGGAAACUGGCUCCCCGCAUCGACCGCACGAACCUCAAGGACACGACUAUCAAGAGUGGACAGGCAAUCAAGUUUGACGUCGAUGUCAAGGGCGAACCGUGUCCAACAAUUGAAUGGUCCUACAACGGUGAACCGCUCAAGCAAACAGACAAGAUUAAGAUUGACAUUGAGGACUACCACACUCUCUUCAUACUCACUGGUGCCAAACGUGCCCACAAGGGUAAAUACACCAUCACGGCCAAGAACAUUCAUGGAACAGACGAGGCCACUGUUGAUCUCACGGUGCUAGGCAAGCCAGCCAAACCCAAGGGACCAUUGGAGGUGUCCGACAUAACAGCUGAGGGCUGCAAGCUCAAAUGGGACAAACCGGAGGAUGACGGUGGAGAACCAAUUCAGCAGUAUGCUGUGGAGAAGAUGGACAUGGAUACUGGACGCUGGGUUCCCGUUACUACGACCAAAACGCCCGAGGCUGAGGUGCAGGGACUAGUACCUGGCAAGGAGUACAAGUUCCGCGUCCGUGCGGUCAAUCCUCAAGGAGAAUCAGAACCACUGGAAACAGACACACCCAUUGUGGCUAAGAAUCCAUUCGACGAGCCCGGCAAACCCGGAAAACCAACCGCCAAGGACUGGGACAAGCACCACGUGGACCUGUCGUGGCAGCCACCAAAGGAAGAUGGCGGAGCACCGGUCACGAGCUACAUCAUCGAGAAGAAAGACAAGUACAGCAGCAAGUGGCAAAAGGCCGCCGAAAUCAUUGGUGACAAGUGCGAGGCCCGUGUGCCCGACCUCAUUGAGGGCAUGGAGUACCAGUUCAGGGUGAAGGCUGUCAACAAGGCCGGUCCAGGAGCUCCCAGCGACUCCAGCGAAGUGGUUAAGGCUAAGGCACGCUACGAGGCUCCUAAGAUCGACAGAUCGACACUGAAGGACAUGACGAUCCACGCUGGACAGGGCAUUAAAUUGGAUACCCGCGUAACGGGUGAACCUUCACCUACCAAGACGUGGUUCGUCAACAAAGAAGAGAUCAAAGAAGGCGGCCGGUACACCCUGGAAAAGGAACCUCACCGUAUUAAGCUCACUCUUCACAGUGCCGAGCGCAAAGACACUGGUGACUAUAAGCUGGUGGCUGAAAACAGCUCGGGCAAAGAUGAGGUUACCAUCAAGCUGGUCGUACUUGACAAGCCCACCGCACCAGAAGGUCCUCUCGAGGUAUCGGAUGUUCACGCCGAAGGCUGCAAGUUGAAGUGGAAGCCACCAACCGAUGACGGCGGUCAGCCCGUGGACAAUUACAUCGUAGAGAAAAUGGACACCGAGACGGGCCGCUGGAUUCCUAUUGGCCGCCCCACGAAGCCGGAGAUGGAAGUUAGCAACCUCGAACCGGGAAAAGAAUACAAAUUCCGGGUACGAGCCGUCAACCCCGAGGGAGAGUCCGAGCCACUGGAAGCCGAGAAGGGCGUCCUGGCCAAGAAUCCCUACGAUGCACCUGGAAAACCAAUGUCCCUCGAGGUCACUGACUGGGACAAGGACCACAUGGACCUGAAGUGGCAGCCGCCAGCGAAGGACGGUGGAGCUCCCAUUGAGAAGUACAUUGUUGAAAAGAAAGAAAAGGACAGCCCAGUCUGGUCCAAGGCUGCUACUGUCGAUGGCAAAAGUUGUGAAGCUCGCGUCCCAGACCUCAUCCCCGGGGAAGCUUAUGAGUUCCGUGUUCGUGCUGUCAAUGCUGCAGGGCCUGGUGAACCAUCCAACACUACAAAGCCCAUGGUCGCAAAACCACGAAAGAUGGCUCCUAAGAUUGAACGCCGUAACCUGAAACCGGUCACAGUAAAGGCCGGUCAGCCGUUCGAGUUUGACAUCAAAGUUCAAGGCGAACCAGCUCCCACGGUGACGUGGUACCUUGGAUCCAAGCCCGUUGAGCAGCGGUCAACGCUCAGCGUGAAUAACGUUCCUUACAACUCGAAGCUGACCUGUGACAAGGCCGAACGCAAGGACAACGGCACGUACCGCAUUGUAGCCACGAACCAGUAUGGCACUGACGAAGCUGAAGUGGACGUUACCGUCGUCUCCAAGCCCUCAAAGCCCGAAGGCCCACUGGAGGUGGCGGACGUCCGCAAGGAUGGUUGUAAGCUGUCCUGGAACAAGCCCAAGGAUGACGGUGGAGAACCCAUCACCAAGUACGUCGUGGAGAAGAAGGAUCCCGACACCGGUGUCUGGGUACCAGUAGGUGCCAGUCAUGGCCCCGAGAUGCAAGUGACGGGACUCACACCAGGCAAGGAGUACCAGUUCCGGGUCAAGGCUGUUAAUAAGGAAGGGGAAUCUGAACCUCUGGAGACAGUCCUGCCGGUGCUGGCCAAAGACCCCUUCGUUGCACCCUCAGCGCCAGGCAAGCCUGAGCCAACGGACUGGACAAAGGACAAGGUCGACCUGAAAUGGAGCGCCCCAGAUGAGGACGGUGGCUCCCCCAUUUCCCACUAUCUGAUAGAAAAGAAAGAAAAAGGCAGCCCCAAGUGGGAGAAGGCAGCCGAAGUGCCGGGUGACCAGUGCAAGGGAACCGCCCCCUUCCUGGAAGAAGGGAAGGAGUAUGAGUUCCGUGUCAUUGCCGUUAACAAGGCAGGCCCAGGGGAACCUAGCGAAGCCUCCAGGCCCGUGGUGGCCAAGCCACGCUUCCUGGCGCCACGCAUCGACCGCAAGAAUCUGCGUGACAUGACGAUAAAAGCGGGACAGCCGCUCAAGUUUGACGUCAACGUACAGGGCGAACCUCCGCCGACAAUUAUCUGGUCCUUGGAGGGUCAGACGCUCAAGACCGACAACCAUCGUUCAAUCGACAACGAGGACUACAACACUAAGCUCUCAGUCCGCCGUGCGGAACGCUCGGACACGGGAACCUACGCCAUUGUUGCGACCAACAGUUCUGGCAGAGACGAGGCCACUGUCACCAUCACCGUACUUGAUAAACCCACAAGCCCCGAAGGCCCACUGGAAGUGUCCGACGUCCACAAAGACGGCUGCAAACUCAAAUGGAAGCGACCCAAGGAUAACGGUGGCAUGCCGCUCGAUGGCUACCUUGUUGAGAAAAUGGAUCCCGAGUCCGGUGUCUGGGUACCAGUCGGAAAGACGAGGGAACCAGGAAUGGAUGUGACGGGCCUGACUCCUGGCAAGGAGUACAAGUUCCGUGUGAAGGCCCUCAACAAGGAGGGCGAGUCUGAACCGCUCGAAACCGACAAGCCCAUUGUUGCCAAGAAUCCAUUCGACGAACCAGGCAAACCUGGGGAUUUGAAGGCCACCGACUGGGACAAGGACCAUGUCGACCUCAAGUGGACACCUCCCACAAAUGAUGGAGGAGCCCCGAUUGAAAAAUACGUUAUUGAGAAGAAAGACAAGUGGGGAGACUGGGAGAAGGCAGCGGAAGUCCCCGCCGACCAGACGAAGGCUACAGUCGGGAACCUGGCACCGAACCAGCCCUACGAAUUCCGCGUACGGGCCGUUAACAAGGCUGGACCCGGAGAACCGUCGGAUGCUACGCUGCCCGUCGUCACUAAGCCACGUAAACUGGCUCCCAAGAUUGACCGCACCAACUUGGACAAGGUUCGCAUUAAGGCUGGGCAGAACUUCAACUUUGACGUCAACGUGAUCGGAGAACCGCCGCCGGAAGUGACAUGGACGUUGAAGGGCAGGAAGGUGACACCUUCGGACCAUGUGAAGUUGGUGAACGAACCCUACAACACGAAGCUCAACGUGCGUCAGGCAACACGUGCAGACAGUGGAACCUACAUCAUCACUGCUACAAACGAGCACGGCAAGGAUGUUGCUGAGGUUGAAGUUAUCAUCCUUGACAAACCAUCUGCUCCUGAAGGACCACUGAAGGUUGAAGACGUCCACGCUGAUGGCUGCACGCUCAAGUGGAAGCCACCCGUUGACGACGGAGGCGUUCCAAUCGACCACUACGUGGUUGAGAAGCAAGAUCCAAACACGGGUCUCUGGGUUCCAGCUGGUGACACCAUUGGACCUGAAACAGAGAUGAAGGUCAAGGGGUUACAGCCUGGCAAGCACUACAAAUUCAGAGUCCGCGCAGCCAACAGGCAGGGUGAAUCUGCACCUCUUGAGGCUGACAAGUCCAUCUUGGCCAAGAAUCCGUUUGAUGAACCAGGUGCUCCUGGUAAGCCAGAAAUCGCAGACUACGACAAAGACUUUGUGAAGCUGAAGUGGACACCACCGGAGAGUGACGGCGGAUCACCCAUCACGGGAUACGUUGUUGAGAAGAAGGAUAAGUACAACCCCGACUGGGUUCCGGUUACGGAAGUUCCGGGAGACGCAACCACAGCUAAGGUACCCGACCUCGUGGAGGGAUGUCCAUAUGAGUUCCGGGUUCGUGCUGUUAACAAGGGCGGUCAAGGCGAACCUAGCGAGUCAACGGGACAGCAUAUUGCAAAGCCAAAGAACAUGGCUCCACGCAUUGACCGCAAUGCCCUGCAUGACAUCAAGAUCCGCGCGGGAAAGAACUUCGAAUUCGAGGUUCCCGUUCAGGGUGAGCCUCCUCCGACCAAGAAGUGGAGCAUGGAGGGCAAGGAUGUGGACACCAACAAACGCUGGGCAAUCUCUCAUGAACCUUACAAGACCAAGCUGGCUGUGCGUAAUGCAGAGCGUGGAGACAGUGGAACACUCACACUGACAGCCACUAAUGUCAACGGCACGGACACUGCCAAGAUCAAUGUCACCGUGCUUGACUCACCAACUGCGCCAGAGUACCUGAAGGUGGACAACAUCACGAAGGACGGUUGCGACCUCUGCUGGAAGCCACCGAAGGACAAUGGAGGAACAGAUAUUUCCCAUUACGUGGUGGAGAAGAAGGACAUUGACACUGGAAUCUGGACUCCGGUCGGGGAGACGAUGGGCACGAAGCUGCACGCCGAUCGGCUGGCGGACCAGCACCAGUACCACUUCAGGGUGAAGGCGGUGAAUCGCGAAGGGGAUUCCCCCUACUGCAAUACUAAGGAGUCCAUCACUGCCAAGAAUCCAUUCGAUGCACCAAGCAAGCCAUCCCCGCCGGAGGUGACCGACUGGGAUGCUGAUCACGUGGACCUGGAGUGGCGAGCGCCUAGAGAUGGUGGCGCCCCCAUCAUGGGUUACGUGGUCGAAAAGCGUCCCAAGGGUAGCCCCACAUGGGAAGAAGCUGCCCGCGUUCCAGGUGACGCUACCAAGGCCCGAGUACCAGACCUGAAAGAAGGUGAAGAGUACGAGUUCCGCAUCGUUGCCCUCAACAAGGCUGGCCCCUCCGAGCCAAGUGACCCGUCACAGUCUGUGGUUGCUAAGCCUAGGAAGUUGGCGCCUUCACUGGAUAGAAGUGCACUGAAGGACAUCAAAGUAAGAGCUGGCCGUCCCAUUAACUACACCAUACCGAUCAAGGGUGAGCCAACGCCGACUGUGGAAUGGUUUGUGAACGACAAACCGGUGAUCACGGAGAAGCGUAUCGACGUGACCAGCACUCCACACCAGACCAUUCUCGACAUUCCCUCUUCGUUGCGCUCGGACUCCGGCAAAUACAGCCUCGUCCUGGAGAACGCCUCUGGAAAGACUGUGGCCUCCGCCAAGGUUACUGUACUCGAUCGUCCAUCACCACCUCAAGGUCCUCUCGGAGUGACAGAGGUGACCAAGAACUCUGCCACUUUGACCUGGAAGCCACCCGUCGACGACGGUGGCGCCCCCAUCAGGCACUACGCUGUGGAAAAAAUGGACACGUCUCGCGGAACGUGGGUUGAAGCUGGAACGUCACCGACCUGCAGCAUCAAAGUGCCGAAGCUGGUGCACCGCAAGAGCUACCAGUUCCGUGUACGAGCCGUGAACGAGAUUGGAGAAUCUGAGCCGCUCGAAUUGAAGGAGUCGAUUGUGGCAAAGGACCAGUUCGAAAAAUCGAGCCCACCGGGUCGCCCAGAGGUUACAGACUGGGACAAGGACCAUGUUGACCUGGAAUGGAAGAAACCGGAAGAUGACGGUGGCUGCCCAAUUAAGAGCUACGUCAUCCAGAAGAAGGAGAGAGGAUCCCCCAUGUGGACCAAGGCAAAGGAGGUCCCUGCCUCGCAGACCAAAGCAUCUGUUCCAAACCUCAAAGAGGGUCAGGACUACGAGUUCCGCGUUAUAGCCGUCAACGAAGGUGGCGACAGCGAACCCUCGGAGCCUUCAGAGUUGGUCACCUGCAAGCCACGCUUCUUGCCUCCAAAGGUUCUUGGCCCUCUAAAGGAGGUCAAGGUGAAGGCCGGCCAGACACUCCACGUGGACGUGAAGUUCCUCGGAGCUCCGCCUCCGACCGUUACGUGGUCCGUGGACGGCAAGCCCCUCACGUCAAACGACCGCUGCACCAUCUCCAACUUCGACGACUACACCGUCAUCAACACUGUGGAUGCCAAGCGUUCGGACAGCGGUUCGUACACGCUGCAUCUCAAGAACGAGCACGGGGAGGACACUGGCACUCUCCAGGUCACGGUGCUAGAUAAGCCUAGCCCACCUGAGGGUCCUCUGAACAUCGAUGCAGUCGACAAGGACAAUGUGAAGCUGUCGUGGAAACCUCCUAAGGAUACGGGUGGCAGCGAUGUGCUGGGUUACGUAGUCGAAAAGAGGGACAAGACUCACGGCGGAGUUUGGGUACCAGCUUUGACUGCGGUACCAGCCACUGCAACGAGUGCCACUGUACCCAAAUUGAUCGAAGGAACCGAGUACGAAUUCCGCGUCAUGGCGGAAAAUGCUCAAGGAACAUCGGAGCCACUCACCACCACGCGUCCCGUCCAAGCGAGGAGCCCCUACGGAACGCCUGCAAAGCCCGGACAACCCGAAGCCGUGGACCAUGACCGGGACUUCAUCAAAAUUAAAUGGGAUCCCCCCUACAAUGACGGUGGCUCCCCGAUCACGGGAUACGACGUCGAACGCCGCGACACUAAGUCCAACCGUUGGGUUCGUGUCAACAGGGACCCGGUGCGAACUCCAGAAUACACGGACAAGGACGUGACCGACGGACACAACUAUGAGUACAGAGUUGUUGCUAAGAAUGCUGCUGGACCCAGUGAGCCAAGCAAGGCUUCCAAGCCCAUCGCAGCUAAGCCAAUGAAAGAGAAGCCCAAGCUUCACCUGGACGGCCUUUACGGAAAGAUGAUUCGUGUUCGUGCCGGAGAUCCGCUCAGCAUAAACAUCCCCGUGACUGGAGCCCCAACACCGGCGGUGACGUGGCUGAUCAACGACAAGCACAUCACUCCAACCAACCGCAUACGCACAGACUCUGCUGAUGAAGCUGUGAGCCUCAACAUCCCAGUGACACAGCGUGGCGACAGCGGAAAGUACACCAUCCAGGCCAAGAAUAUGUACGGCGAGGAGUCUGCAGACAUUGACGUCCUCGUCUAUGACAAGCCCGGACCACCACAAGGUCCACUCGAGUACACUGAUGUCACUAGUGGCACAGUGACUUUGAAGUGGAAGAAACCACUAGAUGAUGGCGGUGCUGACAUUACUGGAUACGUGGUCGAGAAGUGCGAAGCUGGCUCCGACCUCUGGACGCCGGUACCCGGGUACUGCCCGAACACCACGUACACGGUACGCAACCUUGAAGAAGGAAAGCAGUACAAGUUCCGCGUUCGUGCCGAGAACAUCUACGGUACCAGUGAGCCUCUCGAAGGCAAAUCCGUCGUGGCCAAGAAUCCAUUCGAGACACCCGACUCUCCUGGUCAGCCUAAGGUGACCGAGAUUGGCCCGACUGCCGCUACGAUUGCCUGGACGCCGCCAGUCAGCGAUGGUGGGCGACCCGUUCAAGGGUACAUCGUGGAGAAAAGAGAGAGGGGUCACCCCGAAUGGGUGAAGGUGAACUCUGUGCCGACACCCGGCACCCAGUACACCGUGCCUCACCUGAACGAGGGCAAGACCUACGAGUUCCGAGUGACGGCCGUCAACGAAGGCGGACCCGGCAAACCGAGCCGUCCCAGCGCUGCUGUGGUCGCCAAGGAACCCAAGUUUGCUCCGGCUGCACCGGAUGUGCCACGUGUGGACAAGGUGACCAAGGACUCGGUGACACUCUCGUGGAACAAGCCGACAAAUGAUGGAGGAAGCAAGAUCAAGGGAUACGUCGUCGAGAAGAAGCCCAAGGACUCUGACGAAUGGACUCCGGUCAACAUACUGCCGCAUCCCGACACGACCUUCACCGUACCAGGCCUUGAAGAGGGCAAGGAGUACGAAUUCCGCGUUGUGGCCGUCAACGACAUCGGCGACAGCCCGCCCAGCAAGCCUACUGGACUUGUCCUGGUUGAAGAACAGCCCGACAAGCCUCGUAUCAACGCGGGUGCUGUGAAGGACAUUGUUGUGAAGGCCGGCCAGGACUUCAACAUCACUGUGCCUUUCACUGGCUUCCCCAAGCCAGAGGCCAUCUGGUCAAAGGGCGACCUUGACCUCGAUAAUAAGGAUCCAAGGAGGACAUACAAGAUCACAAACGACAAUGCUUCAUUGACCGUGACCAAGGCUAAGAGAGACGACACCGGUCCGUACAAGCUUUUCCUGAAGAACAAGCAUGGCUUUGACACUGUGUACUGCAAAGUCACCGUCUUGGACCGUCCUGCGCCCCCUGAGAACUUCCGCGGAGAGGAAGUCGACGGCGAGUCCCUGACGCUGCGCUGGCUCCCACCAAAGGACGACGGCGGAGCAGAGAUCACGAAUUAUGUCGUGGAGAAGCAGGAAGAAGGCUCCAGGUCGUGGUCACGUGUGGGUACCUACGUUGUGGGCACGUCGUUCCGCGUCCGCGGCCUUACUCUUGGGCACAGUUACAACUUCCGCGUCAUGGCUGAGAACCAGUACGGCACCAGUGAUCCCGCCGUCACCGCGGAGCCCAUCUUGGCCAAGUUGCCUUACGACCCACCAGGAGCCCCGAGCGCACCUCACUCCAUCGACACGACUCCGGACUCCAUCACGAUCGCCUGGUCGAAGCCGCGCAAUGAUGGCGGAUCACCAAUCACGGGAUACCUCGUCGAGAAGCGCAAGGUCGGUGACAGCAAGUGGAGCAGUGUCACGCCCGUUGCCGUGCCCGACCUCAACCACAAGAUCCCUGGACUCGCGGAGAACCAGGAGUACGAGUUCCGUGUCUGUGCGCUCAAUGCUGCCGGACAGUCACCCUGGAGCAACGCUUCUGACGGGAUCUUCGCGCGACCUCCACCAGCUGCUCCAAAGAUCGAUCCCAACUUCUCCCUCCGAGACAUCGUUGUCGUUGCCGGCGAAGAAUUCACCAUCCGUGUUCCCUACACCGGAAGUCCAGCUCCGGAAGCUUCUUGGACGAUCAACGGAAAUCCCUUGCUGCCAGACGAUCGUAUCCACACGGAGGUUAACGUUGCUUUCACCGUGUUCCUGAACAAGAAGGCCAAGCGUGAAGACAGCGGCAAAUACACGCUGACGCUGAAGAACCCUCAAGGCUCUGCCAGUGCAUCAUGCAGAGUGCUGGUCGUUGACAAGCCUGGCCCACCGCAGGGACCACUGGAAGCCACAGAUGUGACCCCAGAGACCUGCUCACUGUCCUGGAAGCCCCCACUGGAUGAUGGCGGCAGCCCCAUUACAAACUACAUCGUUGAAAAGCAAGAUCCAACGACCACGAUCUGGACGAAGAUGAGCGGCUUUGUCCGUGGCUGCCACUACGACGUGAUCGGCUUGGAGCCCAAGAAGAAGUACAACUUCAGAGUACGAGCCGAGAACCAGUACGGCGUCAGCAGCCCCCUGGAGACUGACCGUGCCAUUACUGCCAAGUUCCCAUUCGAUGCACCAAGCCCACCUGGCCGUCCCAACAUUGUGGACUACGACGUCUCGAGCGUAAGCCUAACAUGGGACCGUCCUGUAAGUGAUGGUGGUUCCAAGAUCCAGGGAUACACGGUGGAAUACCGGGAUCCAAUGGAUGGCAAAUGGAGGAUAGCAAAUGACAAGCCAAUCAAGGACACUAAUUACACCGUCCCGGGCCUGAUCGAGGGACACGACUACGAGUUCCGAGUGAAGGCUAAGAAUGCGGCUGGUUACAGCAACCCGAGCGAGCCGACAGCCACACUGCGACUGAAACCCAAGUUCAGUGUACCAUCAGCUCCUCUCAACCUACAAGUCGUUAAGGUAGGCAAGAGCUACUGCGACCUCAGGUGGGAGAAACCACGUUCCGACGGUGGCAGCAAAAUCACAGGAUACAUCAUGGAACGACGUGAAGUGGGCAGUCCUUUCUGGGUCGUGGCUAGCGACUACAGUAUUCUGGACCUGGAAUACACCGACAUUAGGCUUAGGGAGAACAACGAAUACGAGUUCCGCGUGUACGCUGUCAAUGCCGCUGGCAAGAGUGAGCCUAGUACGUGCACGUCGCCCGUCAAAGCCACAGAGUACAAAGAUGGAGUCAAGCCCGAAUUUGUGCGUCGUCUGUUCAACAAGAAUGCGAGCUUGGGCAGGCAGCUGACACUGGAAUGCGAAGCCAUUGGCAAGCCAUUGCCUACACCGAGAUGGUUGAAGAACGGCAGAGAUGUACGGCCAGGUAAUCGCUUCCGUCUCGUCGACAAACAAGAUGGCGUCUUCCAGCUGAUCAUCUCCGAAGUUGAGGACGGAGACGAGGGCGAGUACACGUGUGAGGCAAGCAACCCGCUCGGUGCUGCACGCUGCAGCGCUGACAUCGCCAUUGCAGCUCCUCCGCGGAUCGAACGUUGCCCCAACGAAGUGUACGUUCCCGAGAAAGACAACGGCAAGGUCAAGAUUUACUUCAGCGGUUCCGGACCUCUGGAGGUGUCUCUCUUUAAGGGCGGUCUGGAGGUGCCCGAGAGCAACCGCCUCAAAUUCACCGUGUUCGACGACUACGUCAUUGUCUACCUCCACGAAGCCGAAAAGGGAGAUGAGGGCAAAUACCAGCUUACCAUCAAGAACAGCAGCGGCUCCGCGGAUGCCCAGUUCACCCUGUACGUUACCGGACUCCCUGGACCUCCUGAAGGCCCUCUGGAAGUUUCAGACAUCACGCAGCACACCGCCCACCUGUCCUGGCACCCACCUAAGCACGAUGGCGGCUGCAAGGUCACACACUACGUGGUUGAGCGUAGGGAGACAACUCAUAACCAGUGGGUUGUUGCAUGCUCCUACUGUAGGGACACAAACUGCAAUGUGCAAGGACUCACCGAGAAUGGAGAGUAUCUAUUCCGUGUCAUGGCUGUCAACGAAAACGGACAGAGUGUUCCACUGGAAGGCCUCAACCCCAUCAUUGCAAAGUUGCCUUUCGACCCACCAUCAGCUCCUGGUACACCAGUAGUAACGGAAGUGGGCGGAGACUUUGUCAACCUGUCGUGGGAGAAGCCACAGUCGGAUGGCGGAUCCAGAAUCCAGGGCUACUGGAUAGACAAGAGAGAAGUCGGAACGCAGGCCUGGCAACAGGUGAACCCCAUCACCCUGUGUGCCCCAACACAGAUAAACAUCUCCAACCUCAUCGAGAGUCGCCAGUACGAGUUCCGCGUCUUUGCCGUCAACGAGGCUGGUCAGAGUCCUCCGUCUUCCAACUCCACUCAGGUCAAGAUAGCUGACCCACAUGCGGCGACACCUCCCGAGUUCGUCACGCCCCUCAGGCAGGUCAUGGGCGUCGAGGGCAAGAGCGCCCAGUUCACGUGCAAGGUUACCGGCCGGCCGACUCCAGAAAUCUCCUGGUACAAAGGCAUGCGAGAGCUGCAUGAGGGCGGCAAGUACAGCAUGACACGUGAAGGUGAAACGUGCACGCUCAUCAUUUCGGACAUCUUCGGAGAAGAUGCGGAUGAGUAUGCCUGCCGUGCGUCCAACAAGGGAGGCAACCGCACUUCUCGAGCGGAACUUCUCAUCAAGACCGCACCUCACAUCAAUGUCCCACCACGAUUCCGUGACAUGGCCUGCUUCGAAAAGGGCGAGAAUGUUACCCUCAAGAUUCCUUUCACUGGUUUCCCCAAACCGACCAUCAGGUGGUUCAAAGAAGGCGAGGAGAUCGAAAGCGGUAGCCACUUCGAUAUCCAGGUCGGCGAACGCCAUGCCGUUCUUACCAUCCGUGACGCUAGCAAGGCCGACAGUGGGCCUUACAGGCUUGUCGCUGAAAAUGAGCUUGGUGUAGAUUCUGCCAUCAUCAAGGUCCAGAUCAGCGACCGUCCCGAUGCUCCAAGACAUCCCAUCGUAGAGACAAUCCAGGCCGAUAACUGCAUCCUGUCCUGGAAGGCUCCCUUGUGGGACGGUGGAAGCCACAUCACCAACUACAUGAUUGAGAAGCGGGAAUCUCCUCUCACCACAUGGGUUCGUUGUGGCAACACCAGGUUCUUGACACACCAAGUAACGGGUCUGAACCCAUCGAAGGAGUAUCAGUUCCGAGUCUACGCCGAAAACGUGUUCGGCCGUAGCGAACCAAGCGAGCCGACAACGCCAAUCAUGAGCAAGCCAUCAGAGAAAGACAAGGCUAAGAAGCACUACAUGGUUGAUGAACACGGCAGGAGGAUACGAGGCAAGCCAGAGGGCGCCGUAUCCAACUACGAUCAGUUCGUCCACGACUUCGACAAGCUCAUUCCUCAGCCGAUCGACAUCAAGACCACAAGCGUAUACGACUACUAUGACAUUCUGGAAGAGAUUGGAGUGGGCGCAUUUGGUGUGGUGCACCGCUGCCGUGAGAAGAAGACAGGUCACAUAUUUGCGGCCAAGUUCAUUCCAGUGUCUCAUCCUCUUGAAAAGUCGCUGAUCCGCAAGGAGAUCGACAUCAUGAACCAGCUGCAUCAUCCUAAGCUCAUCCGUCUUCACGAUGCCUUUGAAGAUGAUGAUGAGAUGGUCCUCAUCUACGAAUUCAUGUCUGGCGGAGAACUAUUCGAACGCAUCACCGCCGAAGACUACAAGAUGUCCGAAGCGGAAGUCAUCAACUACAUGCGACAGAUCUGCGAAGGCAUCAAACACAUGCACGAGAAGAACAUCAUCCACCUUGACAUCAAGCCUGAGAACAUCAUGUGCCAGACCAAGAAGAGCAACAACGUCAAGCUCAUCGACUUCGGUCUGGCAACCAAGUUAGAUCCAAAUGAGGUGGUCAAGAUCUCCACGGGCACAGCAGAGUUCGCAGCACCGGAGAUCGUAGAACGCGAGCCCGUUGGGUUCUACACGGACAUGUGGGCCGUGGGCGUUCUCGCUUACGUGCUCCUGAGCGGACUGUCUCCCUUCGCUGGCGAAAACGACGUGGAAACGCUGAAGAACGUCAGGGCCUGCGACUGGGACUUCGACGACGAGGCGUUCGCCAACGUUUCGGACGAAGGCAAAGACUUCAUCCGCCGCCUCCUUACCAGGCAGAAGGAGAAACGCAUGACGGCACACGAAUGUCUGGCACAUCCUUGGCUCAAGGGUGACAUCAAGGACUCGUCAACCAUUCCAAUACCCAACAAGCGGUACAUCAAGUUCCGAGACCACAUCCGCGAGAAAUAUGGCCACCACUGGGACACAUGCACCGUCCCUAUUGGUCACAUCUCGAACUACAGCUCCCUCCGCAAGCUGCACGAAAAGAAAUACGACAUUCACGACUUCUACUUUGACCGAAGGCAAGCAGCUCCGCGCUUUGUCAUCAAGCCAGCUAGUAGCUUCACUUUCGAAGGCCAGAGUGCAAAGUUCUACUGCAGGGUUAUUGCUGCAGCACCUGCCACUGUUACAUGGUACCGUGACAGCGGAGAACUGCGGCAAAGCGUGAAGUAUAUGAAGCGUUACGAGGGAGACGACUACUACUUCAUCAUCAACCGGUGCCGAUUGGAUGAUCGCGGAGAGUACAUUAUUCGUGCCGAGAACUCCUACGGCUACCGGGAAGAGCCCGUCUUCCUCAACGUCCAGUCGAUGCCACUUACGAUUCCACAAGUACGUCUGGACGAGCCGGUCAGGCGUCGCAGAGAGCCGCUCCAGUACAAGCUGUGGGAGGAGCCCCCGGACAGUGCUCCGUGCUUCACAUUCCAUCUACGUCACCGUGUGAUCCAGACCAACCUCGGAGUAAAGCUCCUCUGCUGCUUGUCUGGCAAGCCUGCACCAGAGAUCAAGUGGUACAAGGACGGCAAAGAGUUGAACAAAUACGAGUACAACAUGUCCCACUCGGACGGUGUUGUCACUCUGGAGAUCCUCACCUGUAGGAAAGAGGAUGCUGGAAAGUACGUCUGCAAGGCUACCAACUCGCUUGGUGAAGACGAGACAAACUGCUUCCUCAUUAUUGAAGACCGACGUCGUGGAACCGCCGCCCAAGGCGGUGCUCCCGUCGUCCUCCCUGCCGUCACACCAGCUACGCCCACAACAUACCCGUCGUCGCCAAAGCUACCCAGCUACGACACGGGUGUCUCGUCCUACAAGAAGUCUUCCGACUACGGACUACGCACCUCCCUCAAGUCCGCCUCUGACUACACAUCUAAAUAUUCCUCGGACCGCUCAUCAAAGUACUCGUCCAGCGCUCGGGACUAUUCUUCCUCCGUGAAAGACUACUCCAGCAGUAGACACGUGUCGUCGUCCGACUACAAGUCUUCCUCGUCGUACAAGUCGGACUAUAAGUCGGACUACAAAUCGGACUAUCAAUCUAAAUUGUCGUCGGACUACAAGUCGAGCUCGGACUACAAGUCGUCGUCAAUAGGAAGGAGGGGAUCAAAAAAGGAUCACGUGGAGAGCACGCUAUCAGCAGCGGCGUCAAAGCUGUCACCGGCCUCCGCCGAAGCGGCGACAAAGAGGGUGCAGAAGCCGUACGGAAAGAAAGACGCCAAGGACGCAACGAGCCCAGUGCGGUCCAGGAGUGCCACACAAGAACUUCAGAUUCCAGACACAGAGGUAUCAGCUCCAUCGUUUAAGACCGGGCUGAAGGACCUCAAGAUCAGGGAUGGCGAAGCCCUCUCCCUUGUUGCCGUCGUAGAGGGCGAACCCGAGCCGUCUGUGGAAUGGUUCAAGAACGGCGAGAGUUUGAAGUCGUCCGACAUCAUGAGCCUGAAGUACAAGAACCGCGAAGCCUCGUUAUCAAUCGGCGAGGUCUACCCCGAAGACGAGGGCGAGUACGUGUGCGUUGCGACAAACGCCGAGGGAAAGAGUGAAACCCGAUGCAAGCUCACGGUCCUCCCCAUGGAAAAGGAAGAAGCCGACGCGAAAGGGCUGGAUGGAAAAUCACCCAGGUUUUCGGAACACCUCAAGAGCCAGGUCGUUAAAGACGGCGACAAGGAGGUCACGUUGCAGUGCACCAUCAGGGGUGCUGGCAAAUUCGACGUCGUAUGGUUGCAUAAUGAAAAAGAAAUAAAAUCUAGCAAGGACUUCCAAUACGUGGCCGACGGUGAUGUGCACAAGCUAGUCAUUGCGGAAGUUUAUCCCGAAGACGGCGGUACCUACACGUGCGAAGCCUUCAACGACAUCGGAGAGGCGUUCAGCACGUGUACCCUUCAUGUUCUAGUGCCAGGUGAACCAGUCGUGGGCCCCGGAUUCUCCAUCUAUCCACGCUCGGCUACUAUCGGAGAAGGUCAGCCUGCCACUUUCAAGUGUGUCACGGAUAAGGAAGCACUAGGAGUGCGGUGGCAAAAGGAUGGCAAGGCCCUCGAAACAGACCCACGUCACCAGACGACUCAGGACGGCCGUAGUUACACUCUAGUCAUAACGCAAGCCAGGACAACGGACGUAGGACAGUACACCGCUGUUGCCGUCGACAAGACCGGAGAAACCGUCGCUGCCUUCGCCCUCAACGUGCUGUCCGAGUCGGAUCAGCUCUGAGGCGUUUCAUCCGGAUCUUAAGUGACAUGGCUCAAAAGAGGUCUUUUUAUAAAGGCUCUCAUUCUGUCAUCAACCUCUCUCUCUCUACCCUUUCCUAUUGUGCGUGCAGUCGAGGGUGUUGGUCAUCACCCCCUCCCCCCCUUAAAAAAAAAAAAAAAAGAAGAGCAAGAAACAACCCUCAUUGCCUCACGAUCUCCUCGACUGAACAGCUGAGCAACGUACAAGGAUGCAUGCUUUUGAUUUCGUAGUGUGUAUCUAAGGUGCCAUAUUUAUACUGACAGCUAUUACAUACAAAUAAGUGAGUUUAUAAAUAUUCUAGGCAGUCAGGGGAGAACUGGCUGUCUGGCCAAGACUGAGCUAGGCUACAAAAAAAAAGUUUUCUUCUCUCUCACACGUUACCCUUUCUUGUUUUAUAAUGCUCCUGUUUGACCCGUUCGCUUUUUUUAAAGGAGUGUUUUCCCCACCGUUACGUACACGAAGCGCCCCCUACAUUAUCACGUGGCUUUCCGCCCUAUCUUUUUUUUCUGCGCACUCUCCCUUACAUUUUUUGCUUUUCUGCCCUGCUCGAGUCCUUCCGUGGCCUGUGCACUUUUUCUUUUUUUUUUCUUUCUUUUUAAUGCUGCGGAAUAGGAGAACGACAGAAAUUGCGGUACCGCCUUCGGAAGUGGGGCAGCUUUCGAGGAGGUCCCGACAGGGUGCACGGUAACGCCGGGACUCGGCAGCCUUUCGUUAGCGACGUUUUAUUUGUAGCUUGGCCUUUUUUGCAUAUGUGAAUAAAGGUGGAGAAUGAAA